Molecule: messenger RNA, 637 nt
Organism: Elephantulus edwardii (Cape elephant shrew)
Lineage: Eukaryota; Metazoa; Chordata; Mammalia; Macroscelidea; Macroscelididae
Gene: EMC9
Product: ER membrane protein complex subunit 9
Exons: 5
Coding region: 7-627 (206 amino acids)
Cellular component (GO): EMC complex
Source: RefSeq, a predicted model, not a curated record
UGCGCCAUGGGAGAGGUGGAGAUCUCAGCCCGGGCCUACGUGAAGAUGUGCCUGCACGCCGCUCGGUACCCGCACGCCGCUAUCAAUGGGCUGCUGCUGGCGCCAACGCCUGGGUCCGGAGAAUGCCUAUGCCUUACCGACUGUGUGCCUCUAUUCCACAGUCACCUGGCCCUGUCCGUCAUGCUGGAGGUCGCCCUCAACCAGGUGGAUGUGUGGAGCGCGCAGGGCGGUCUGGUGGUGGCAGGGUAUUACCAUGCCAAUGCAGCUCUGGACGAUCAAAGCCCUGGGUCUUUGGCCUUGAAAAUUGCUGGACGAAUUGCAGAAUUCUACCCUGAUGCAGUACUUAUCAUGCUGGAUAAUCAGAAGCUGGUUUCGCAACCUCGAGUGCCUCCAGUCAUUGUCCUGGAGAAUCAUGGUCCCCGCUGGAGCCCCAAGGAUAAGAAUUUAGUGAUGUGGAAGGACUGGGAAGAGUCGAGGCAGAUUGUAGGAGCAAUGCUGAAGAGCCGGGCCUACCAACACCUUGUGGAUUUUGACUCUCAUCUUGACGACAUCCAGCAGGACUGGACCAACCAGCAGUUGAACAGCCAGAUCAGCCAGUGGAUUGGUCCCACUAAUGGAAAUGCCUGAGCUGGGGGCA